AUGACUUUGGAGGAUGAGGAAGCACCUGCAAUCAUUGAUUUGACUUCACCAAUGAAAAAGAAAAAUAGCGGGAAAACUUGGCGCCAAUUGUUUUUUUCUUUCCUAUAUUUAAACCUAACCCAUUAUCCUCCUUCAUCUUCCCAUCCCCUAAUCAUCGGUCUUUCCAUAAACCCAUUAAGCUUUUCCUUCACGCUUCCUCAUCGUCUCAUCAGAAACAGAAUGGCAAGCAACAGCCCCGAAAUCAACGAGCCACCAACCAAACUCCCAAAGCUUCACGAAAAUGGCGCCCACGAAGUUUCUCAGAGCAACAUUUCAUUUUUCCGAGUGAAAAAGCUCUCUGAAAACGCUGUUUCUCCAUCAAGAGCCUCUCCUCUCUCUGCGGGUUACGAUCUCUCGAGUGCGACGGAGACGAAGGUUCCAGCCAGAGGAAAAGCUUUGGUCCCAACUGAUCUGAGCAUCGCUGUAGCCGAAGGAACCUAUGCAAGAAUCGCUCCUCGAUCAGGGUUGGCGUGGAAGCACUCGAUUGAUGUGGGAGCAGGAGUGAUAGAUGCUGAUUACAGGGGUCCCGUCGGGGUUAUACUGUUCAACCAUUCGGACUUUGACUUUGAAGUCAAACGUGGAGAUAGGAUUGCUCAACUGAUAAUUGAGAAGAUAAUAACCCCUGAUGUCAUGGUGGUUGAUGAUUUGGAUGCCACCGUCAGAGGCACUGGAGGCUUUGGCUCUACAGGCGUUUAGACUCAUUUUUAGUUCGAUAUCUGGUUAUAAAUUAGGUGUAGGCAAAUAACUUAAUAUCUUUAGGAAAACAAGAAAAGUUCGGUUUGUAGUUUUGUCAAACAGUUGGUGGACUGUUAUAACCGUUCUAUGUUUUCAGUGUAUCUUGGCAGAGCUAAGAAGUUGUGGAAUACAGUUUUGAUUGGUGUAUGUAUUUAUCAGAAUCGAUCUAACUUGAUAAACUUCUUAAUCCUCUUGCUAA
Humulus lupulus (European hop) is the source of this 973-nucleotide messenger RNA. RefSeq names its product deoxyuridine 5'-triphosphate nucleotidohydrolase-like. Gene Ontology annotation, molecular function: dUTP diphosphatase activity; magnesium ion binding. The record is from RefSeq and is a predicted model, not a curated record. Gene Ontology annotation, biological process: dUMP biosynthetic process; dUTP catabolic process. NCBI's taxonomy places the organism in Eukaryota, Viridiplantae, Streptophyta, Magnoliopsida, Rosales, Cannabaceae. The coding region runs from base 1 to 735 and encodes 244 amino acids. The transcript has 4 exons.